Messenger RNA from Protopolystoma xenopodis, 438 nucleotides. Lineage: Eukaryota; Metazoa; Platyhelminthes; Monogenea; Polystomatidea; Polystomatidae. The record is from the annotation of a GenBank genome assembly.
UUUCUUUUCGAACCUUAUGAAUAUCUUAUAGAAUCGUCUGGUAAAGGGAUAAGAAGGGAGUUAGUGGAGGCAUUUCAACACUGGCUUCGUGUUCCUGAAGAAAUUAAAGAGGAAAUAGCAGUUAUAACAGAAAUGCUACACAACUCCAGCCUUAUGUUUGUUGUAAUUGACGAUAUUGAAGAUAAUUCUGAUUUACGACGAGGAAAGCCAUGUGCUCAUCUUCUAUAUGGCAUUUCAAACUCAAUCAACAGCGCCAAUUUGGUUUAUUUCAUAGCACUAAAAAAGGCACUUAUGCUUAAUCACCCGCUUUCUCCUCAUAUAUUUGCUGAGCAGCUAAUUUAUUUGCACAGGGGGCAGGGCUUAGAUAUUUAUUGGCGAUCUGUCCUUAAAUGUCCAAACGAAGAUGAAUACACAUCGAUGGUUAUAUUUAGUAAGUGA